This is a messenger RNA of Podarcis lilfordi (Lilford's wall lizard), 8890 nucleotides long. The record is from the annotation of a GenBank genome assembly. NCBI's taxonomy places the organism in Eukaryota, Metazoa, Chordata, Lepidosauria, Squamata, Lacertidae.
AUGAAUGAACUUAGUGGGGCUGAGGCCAGGCGCCUCCACUUCCACAGAAGGUAGGCUAGUUUAUGGGGGAGCUGCUGUUAACCUACACAGAAGUCGUUAUCGCGAAAGCAACAUGUAAAUGGGUUGUACGUGGGCAGCCGCCUGUUAGUAGUUCUGAAUUGAUGUGGAACAAAUCGCGAAGUUACCUGUGAAUUGAUGCCUUUACAGAAGAGUUCUUACUGGUUUCCAAAGUAGUUCCCAGUAACGAAUCGGAGACAGAGAACGUACAGUAUUCGUUUUACUGUGCAGCGAAUUAAGCAAAACACAUCGGGCCCCGUGAACCCGUUUCUGGGGUGGGGUAGGAAAACCAUGAUCUCUUUGUGUGAUGUAAUAUGUGAAAUAGUCUGGUACUAGAGAAAUUCGUGUCAUCAAACGCAUCGUAGUCAAGAGAAACAUUAAGAAACGGCAGCGAUCCUUUCGGUCUACUGUAUACAUUUAAACAAAUAAACAAUGAUUGGUGGAUGCUCCUGUGCUUUUCAUUCAAUCUGCCGUACUCGGAAAACCAUACGUAGUAGGAAAUAAAUUUGGCCACUGGAUGGUGCUUUUGCUUCAUAGCCUUGACCAAAUUUUGAGGGGAAAGUUUUACAUAUUUAAAUAAUGCAGUUACUUUUAUGUAUUAACUGCCUGUAAUUAUGUAUAUAUUCCAUAUACUGUAUGGGAUGCAGUAAUCAAUAAUUACAUUUUUUUUGCUAGUUGCAACUUGCACCAAACCUGCUGCCCCAGCCUCCAGCAAGGGCAUUCCAGAAUGGGCAUCACUGCUUGAAGGAGAGAGUUGCUAGUUGGGCAUCCCUGCUUGAAAGUGCCCUGAGCACCUUUAUGCAGGAACAUCCAACAUCCUCCGUUGCCAGAGGGAAGGAAAAUAGCAGUUUGGGUGCAAGUGAGUAGAGAGUCCCUGUUUGAAGUGGGCCUUCAGGUAGGGAAGUCCAACAGGCACAUUCUGCUUGCCCGCCUUUACUGUACUGAGGAGCAGCAGGAAAGGAUUGCCAGUUGAGUCCUAUGAGGUUAAGACUCUCCAGGUGCCUUUUGGCUGUGCAACUGCCAAACAUCUUCCAACUUUCCUCACAUUUGAGGAGAUGUUGAGGAUCUCUGUCUACCUCUGCAGCUUCAGAUUUGGAAGGUUUAGCACCUGACUGUGCUCUUCAGAGGAAGGUACUAUAGUCAUUAGCUGGGAGUUGGGCUAGAUGAUGCUUCAAUUCUUCCAACUCUAUAGUUAUGAUUCUAUGAUUCAUCAAGCUGAGCAGAAUUAUUGAAAAUAGUGAUGCCUUUUAUUACUACAAAAAUGUUCCAUCUUUGCAAAUCAGUUGUUGAGACUGAUGGUGUCAUUAGUAUACAAAUCAACCCAAAUUUAUAUGUCUUCCCCCAAAAAUUUUGAGCAGUGUGCGUAUUCCCCAAAGGCAAAGAGAGACUUGAUGCACAUAUAUGCUUUCUAGAAUGUUGGGUUGUGACCCAAGUGCUUUAAUAACAGGACUGAUCAUUAUUGUUUGUAGAGGCUUUCUGAAAAGUUGAUGAGCAGUAGGGAUGGUUUCAGUUUCUGCUUUCAUUCCAAUUGAUACUGGAAGCAUUUCACUGUAACCAGAAUUUUAAAGCUUUGUUCUGUACUUGUAGUCACAUUAAGUGCUGCUGCAGACAAGCUAUAAUCUCUGGAGUUACACAUAUAAUGUAGAUGGUUUUAGCGAUUGUUGUUUGUCUCUACUUAAAGCCAAACAGUUUAUUCAAGUUUUUAUUUUUUGCUUUUAGAAUAAAUUGAAGUGAAUUCAUUAGGAUUUCUUAGCCCACUUGGAUGUUCCAAUGGAUACUCCAUAGGCUCUGGUAUUAAUAGUGUUGAAGAUUUAGACACAAAUUGACUAUUGUGACACAAAUUUAGAACAAGGAGUAUAUUGUCAUGUAUAUCUCAAGUUGUUCCUGUUCUUCACUUCAUAUGUAAUAAGCUGCCAGUCAGCUGUAACUGAGGGUUAAGUGCAACUUUUUUUCUGCAGUGUGAGAGGAUGCUUAACAGGACAUUGUGCUGCCUGACACAGAGCCAUUGCUGCUUCCCCGUGAGCCUCACUUCUGCACAGAUCACUUCUUCCUUUCAUCCAAGGCUCUCCAGCGACUUCUGCUGACAGUAUGCUGCUCUCUCUUUUCUUCCCAACCCUACACUGCAUAUAACACCAAUGUCUCAAAACAAAUGUAACUGAAGAACCUGAAGAAAGAGACAAUGCAUGUGCUUUCCCCCCUUUAUUUUUUAUUUUUUUUAAAAAAAUAUUUUAUUAAGGAUUUUCUUGUUUUACAGAAGUAAGUGUAAUGCCUUGUAUUUUUUUUUUACAUGUAAAAUUUUUACAAAUCUGUUUCAUUUGUUGAGGCAUUAGGGGGAGAAGAAAAAGAAAGAAAAAAGAAAGGGGGGAUGGAGAGAGGGAAGAUGGAUGGGGGUGGCGUCGGGUGGCGGUGUUUGACACCAAACUCUACAUACAUUAAACAUAAUAGAAACAAUGCAUGUGCUUUUGAAAGCGAGGGGAAAUUAUUGUUUUUUUAAAGAAGAAAAGGAGUGUGUAGCAGCCCCCAAUAUUUAAAGAGCCCCCACCCCAUUACAUCAUUAGAACCAGAACAUAAACCUAUGAAACUAGAAAAGAGCAAAAAAUAUCAAUGUUUGGUCCAGAUCCUAGGUAUUGCACCCUCACUAAAUGAGACUUAUGGCCUCAAAUUCUCUUUAUCUUAUAUGCUGCUUUACUACAACAAGGACGACUAGACUACUGAUCCUAAACUGUAUAGUUAGUUGCCCAACCACCCGCUCCACAACCCACUGCUCUCAACUGACUCUCAACUGCCUCACAUUCAAACUCCCUUUCAAACCAUCAUCCAAUCAUCACUCACCACCAGAAUUCCAAAAUCUCUCUUCCCCCUCCUUAAUAUUCCCAUAAUAAUUCUGAUACAAUUACCUUAAUAACUCUAUUACAUUCAAUAUUUUAUCCAUGCUGCUCCCCUAUAACCAUACUGUUAGAAGCACUUGAGCUUCCCAUUCCUGGCUUUCUAAAAAAUGGGGGUGAGCAAACUGCAGGUUCUCCAUCCCUGUUCUAAAAAGCAGAUGUCUUCCCCCCAAAUGAUCCUGGGAAUUGUAGUUUGUUAGGGGUUCUGGGGAUUGUAGGUCUGUGAGAGGGAAGCCACAAUGGCACAAAUCAUUUCAGGGGAAGUCAUGUGCUUUAAAGGCACAUUGGAUGCUCUUUAAAACAUAGUAUCAUAGAAUUGUAGAGUUGGAAGGGAUCGCGAGGGUCAUCUAGUCCAACCCCCUGCAAUGAAGGAAUCUCAACUAGAUGAUCCAUGGCCGAUGGCCAUCCAAGUGCUGCUUAAAAACCUCCAAGGAAGGUGAGUCACUGCUUCAGGCCCUAAGGGCCUCUGAAGCAGGAGAAAACAAGCUUGCUCCAUCCUCCAUGUCACAGCCCUUUAGACUUUAGUUAUUGAAAGGGCUGUAUGGUGUGGAUCUCAUAUCAGUGUUAUGAGAGUGUAAGCAACACAUUUCUCUCUCCCCUUUCUCCACCCCAUGCAGAAUUGCAAUGGUAACCAGAAGGCUGGAGUUCGGAGCCCAGCCAGGACUGGCUGUGGACAGGAUCCUUGCAUUGCCGGGAGUUAGACUAGAUAACCCUUGGAUUCCCUUCCAACCCUGCCAUUCUAUGACUAUAUCAAGCAGCUAAAGGAACAAAAAGAUGCUUCUGAAACAUAGGAACACUCUCCCCACAGGUGGCUUCCAGCAAGAGCUUGCAUCUUCCUUGGGAGAGAGGCCAGAACAAAAGGGGGAAAGGCUUAGAGUUCAGGUAGGUGGAAAUGCCAAUUGAGUGCCCUAUACUAUAGGAAUGCUUCCUUCCCGUGUCCCCCACCCUCAUGCACCAGACUGGUGCUAGCAUGGCUGGAAGCCAGGCACCUGCUGAUUCCUCCCUUUUCUUUGCAGGGAGGGAGCUUUCCCCCAACAUAUACUUUGUUCUGGCCAAAUCCAUGGAGAGACGUGACGACCUUCAGGUACUGGGGCAGAGGGAAGGAAGGGGUCCUUGUGAAACACGUUUGGGGAAUCUGUGGCUUCCAGCAAGUGCUUUUCAGAAGCAUUGCUCCCUCUAGCACGGGAGGCUGAGCAUAGCCAUCACGGCUAGUUGCCUUUGAUAGGCCUCUCCUCCAUGCAAUUGUCUAGCCCUCUUUAAAGCCAUCCCAUCCAAUAUGCUCUUGUGGUGCAUCGGUUUCUCCUAUGCUUCCUUGCUCCUGCAUGGAGAUGACUAUCGUGAGAUCCUUUGGUUAACCUCUAUCUGGGCUGGAAAAUAUUAAAGAAUCAGAGGACUGGUGAGCUUCCCUUGAAGCACAACUGAUCAAAGGCAGGCAGAUCUGUUAGCAUCUUGAUAAAGAUGUUCAGACGACAAAGGAUGCUAUCAUACCCUGCAAGCGUCUCAGAAAAAGCUCCCAAGCUGAUGGAGAAGAGAGCAGUUAAGUGGUCAGUGGGGCUCCAGGUUGCCGUUUCUGGAUCCCACCACAGCUUCCAAGUUGCCAAAGAAAGCAAUGUCACAACAGUUUUUUCCUCGCACUUCCUCACCAUGAUCCCACGUGGGGCCUUCUCAGACAUAUGCUGUGUCUGAACCAGCAGAUCCCACCAAACCAAGUAAUCGAGGAUCCAGUCAGAAAAGGAGUGUGUGCGGUCAUACCAGAAAUAAGCCAAAUAAACAGGUACUAGAAGUCACCCCAGAACUGGCCCUACUGAACACCUUCCGAGAUAACAAUGCCCACUCACACUAGAAAGAGCUCAUAACCAACUGACAGCAUUCGGUUCAAUAUGACUAACUUAACCCGACAACCCCCCUCACCCACACACAAACAAAUCCCCUGCAGCCAGCCAAAGACGAUCAACCACACCCUAGGCCACCCCAACCUCUCUCACCACCAAGGAAACAUAACAAACGAAUAGAAAGAGAAUUUCUGCAAGUGACGCUGACAGAAAAACCCCAAGCAUACACUAAAUAAAAGAACUUAAGCUUUGCCACCCAAGUACCUCUCCCCCCCCCCCCCAGGGAGGUCCCAAGAUUGGAAUGUUGGCCCAAAAGAGUAGCAGCGACAUUGGCAAAUGCUAUUUAAGGUUAAAUAGUAGUACGUUGUUACAGUUUUAACGACUUACUACUCCUUAAGCAGUACAGUGGUACCUCGGGUUAAGAACUUAAUUCAUUUUGGAGGUCUGUUCUUAACCUGAAACUGUUCUUAACCUGAGGUACCACUUUAGCUAAUGGGGCCUCCCGCUACCGCCGCACCGCCAGAGCACGAUUUCUGUUCUCAUCCUAAAGCAAAGUUCUUAACCAAAAGGAACUAUUUCUGGGUUAGCGGAGUCUGUAACCUGAAGCAUCUGUAACCCGAGGUACCACUGUAUUUGCCGUGGCAGAAUAAUGCCUCAUACUAAGGAACAGCCUUCCUCAGAGUGGAAAAUUUAGGGUGGGGGUGCCACUGGAGAGUUCCCAUUAUUUGACUUAAGGAUUUUGUUCCAUUGUACUGAAAUAAUAUAAAAACCUGAACUGCCACACAGAUUGUGGGUGAGAAUCCCAAACACCAAUACUUCAACAAAGAUCCGUGGAAAUCAGGAAUUUGUAUGGGAAUUGCAUGAAUGUCUUUACUUAUGACUUAAUACAAUUUGAGCAGGGCUUUUUUGAUGCCAAGGAGAGACAUAAAUAAUAAUAUAAAGAAGGAAGUUAAGAGCAGAGGCUAUUAAGAUAGACAAAAUGUACACAGGCUACAUGAUUUUGCAUAAAAGACCCAGGCUGUGGAGAUCAAGUAGUAGUAGAUCUUCUGUGAUAUGGACUGCUUCUUUCUGCAUGUAAAUAUCAGUAAUAGAUGGUGCAAAUAAUUGCUGGACUGGAUACAUCCAUGUGGCUUUGCUCAUUUAACCAUCCAGAGGUGGCAGUUCUUCAUAGGUACACAUAGUUUUAUAGGGUUGGAAACUAGUUUUGAGCAGUUUGCCUGUCGAAACAUUCAUCUGUAUUACCUGGCCUACCCUGAGCAAUAGUGGAUGGGGUCUUUCCCAGUAUUGUGACCUCAGGCCAAAAGCAGAUGUUUUUGGAAUAUAAGCUAAACCAACAGCCAAUGAAAUGGAGUGGGGGCAUGCUAUAACUUGCAGCGUUAUCACGUUUGAUUUUACUGGGGAGGUGUUUUCAGCAGCGUCACACAAGUUAAAGUGGUACCUUGGUUCUCAAAUGGCUUAGUUGUCAAACAGACGGCUCCCAAAUGCCGCAAACCCAGAAGUAAGGUUCCGGUUUGCCAACGUUUUGGAAGCUGAACGUCCAACGCGGCUUCCGCUAGAGUGCAGGAAGCUUCUGCAGCCAAUCGGAAGCCACACCUUGGUUUUUGAACAGUUUCGGGAGUUGAACGGACUCCUGGAAUGGAUUAAGUUUGAGAACCAAGGUACCACUGUAUUUCUUUUAAGUGGAAAUGGAGCCUUCUACAUGCAUUCUGCUACUGAGCUAUGGCGCUUUCCUGUGCUGUGCUGUCAAAAACUAAAUUGUUUGGAAAACACCAGGCUGUUCUCCCUAUCACUUUUAAUAGUGUUAAAAUGCUGGGCUUUCUUCAGUAUGGUAUAUCACUGUUCUAAGUAACUUUUAUUGACUUCUGUAUUGCUUCCCUUUACUGUAAUACUAUGGAUGUGUAACUGUAGCACACUUGAAAAAUUCUGCCAUCAAAGAUAGUAAAAUGACAAGGCAGUAAAACAAAGAGCCCCUCAGAAUAAUGUUAUUAACAUAGAAACAGCAGGCAACUUCAAAAAAAAUAAAAAAUCUCUCCGAGGCAGCUGUUUCUAUAGUACGUUGUAACUUGAUGUCAAACAGUAAAAGAAACUGCAUUAGAAUAAAGUCACUACAAUGUGGAGAGGCUGUUUUUUAUCAGAGUUUAUUGUUGCACAGCAGAAAUCAUGCCACUAUCAGAAUAAUGUCUAGUUUUAUUUUCUUUUAAAAAAUUUGAGAAAAACAUUUCCAGCAAUUUUCAUUCAAUGUGAAUGAGAAGAAUAUUACAUUUAUAAACACUGAAAUACCUAUUUUAUUCUUCCUGAGGAAGCUUCACAUUUUCCAGCAAUAAUAAGGAUAAUCUGUACAAUAUAUUUUGAAGAUUAGUUCCACUCCUCAUUUUCUCAUGUGUAGUACUGGGCAAAUACUGCAGCAGAACCAUGUGUAACUGCAUGGGUUGCUUGGUUUACUUCAUUGUUUGUUUCCCUUUUUGUGUGUGUACCUUUAAUAAUGAUGUCCUGUAAAUAAUCACACUGUUGUUGUUUUUAUUGACACAGCUGUUUCAGAUAGCCAACUUUCAAAGUCACUUCCAUGAGUUUUCACAAGAACUAUGUUAAAGUAAAUAUGUAAAGAUUUUAUGCUGGAAUUUAUUCUGGCAUUUGUUUGUGCAGUCAUUUAAACUAGUGGGAGGUAUAAAAUGCCUACCUGAAUUUUUGGAUUUUUCACAGUGCAGUCCUAUACAUGUGUACUCAAAAGUAGCUCUAUUGAGACUUACAGGUAAGUGGGUAUAGGAUUGCAGCCUAAAACCAGCACUUUGCUUCAGAAGAUUGGUUGUGGUUAGCAAACUAUCUUUCAAGGACACUUGCCUGCCACUAAAGAUCUUUCUUUGAGUAAUGCCAAGCUUCUAUUUAUCAAGCAAAAGUUUGAAAACCAGUAGAUUGGAGGAACCUAUUAUAGCUUUGUAUGACAGGAUAAGGAAGAAAGAAAGCACUCUUUUGCAGAGAAUCGUUCACAAAUGGAAAGGAUACUGCAUACAUGUGGUUGUUCAAGUACAAUUGUAUAUUUGUUCAUAAAAUGGUAAUGACAAAGUUUGAGCUCUUGUUAUUUCUAUAUUGAAUAAAGGGGCCAUUUGCACUCAGUUUAUUGCUUUACUUAACAAAAAGGUAAGGAGUAGGACUAAUGGCUUAAAAGAUUUCCUUAUUAAUGUAGUGCUUCCUAAAUUGGGGGCUCCAAGCACAUUUAAGCAUGUGAGCAGCUUUCCAUUAAAAUAAUUGGGACUGAACAGUGCUUAACCUUGGCUGGGUGAUGCUACAUCCAGUAAACGGUAAUGAAAAUAAUGGUGCAUAAUUACUGUCUUAUAUCUAAUAUUUUGAUAUAUUUGGUUAGAGAUCUAGCCAUUUAGUUUUAAAGCACCCUGAGCCAAAUAUCAAUAGAGUAAACUUGGUUCAUAAUAUUGUCUAGCUUUGCUACACAUUUAGUCAUUAUAGUGUUGUAAAAUAUUAAUUAUCAGAGCUACAUGCUUUCAGAAAUUUCAUCAUCGGUUUUUAAAGUUAACUGUGUUCAUAAUUUUUUUAGGCCAGCAGCAUAAUGUUCAUUCCUUAAAAAAUAAUUUUGAUUAAUUUGUUGUAUUAACUUAACUGCAGAUAUUCCCUCCAAAUGUCUUUCCAUAGCUUGUGAAUCUGUUCAUUUUGAAAAUACUAAAGAAAUGCAUAAUAUAGUACCUAAGAAAUCCAAAGCAUGUAGAACACGUAAUGAUGUAAAUAAAGCAAAUCAGAUAUGAGUAUGCUACUUGCCACUUUCUCCGUCUGAUGUAGGACUAGUGAAUUAGUGGAAUCUUUUCCAAUUUUAGGCAGGAGGAGGGGAAGUUGGGAUGGGAAAUCAGCUUAGCUAGUGGCAAAAGGCUGACUAAAAAAAGGAUAUGAAUUUUUUAAAAACAACACCAUUAUUUUCUCUGACAUGAUUUUUUACUCCUGUGAACCUGAAAAAUUAUUUUACAAGUUUGGAUUUAAUUAUUUUGGAAUUCUUUGCUUCAACAAUGUAAGGGUUUUUGUUUGUGGUAUUCAAGCGAAACAAUCAAAGCCUUGCAAAUUACGCCUAAGUAUUUUUCCUGCAGUGGCCGAAGACCCCGAUGCAGUAAAAGGUGA